GACCGCGGACAACUUGUCCUCCUCCUCAAACUUCAAUUCACUUACAGUCCCAAAACCAAUCGCUUUGAACACGUUAUUUACUCAACACCAUUAACACAAUGGCUGAUCAAUUGACUGAAGAACAAAUUUCCGAGUUCAGGGAGGCGUUCUCGCUAUUCGACAAGGACGGCGAUGGCACUAUCAACGUCGAAGAGAUCGGAAUCGUCAUGCGUUCGCUAGGCCAAAACCCUUCUGAAACUGAGCUCAGAGACAUGAUCAACGAGGUCGACGCAGACGGAGACGGGACGAUCGACUUUGACGAGUUUCUAAUCAUGAUGUCGCGCAAGUCGGACGCAGACGAGGAGAUUAAGGAAGCUUUCAAAGUCUUUGACAAAGAUGGUAGCGGAACCAUCAACCCGGAUGAGUUGAAACAAGUUAUGGCAAGCCUCGGCGAGAAGCUCUCUGACACCGAAGUCGACGAGAUGAUGAGGGAAGCAGACAUCGAUGGUAGUGGAACGAUCAGCUACGAGGAGUUUGCCAAGAUGAUGCUUUCAAAGUGAUUGCCAGCUUUAGCACCGUUAGGGUGUGUUUUCAUAUUAUGCCUGGGUCUCGUUGUUUUAUCGAUUUUCUCGUCGGUUGUACAUAUGCAUAUCGGAUAUCUCUCUACUUGUUGCAUCCCUAAAGCAGUAAGUACGAGGCCAGAGACAAAUCCAUGAGACGUACGAGACGAUGUCUCUGGUAGCACGAACUUGCAAGGAGUUAUUAUUCUACAUCCCAAACUUCGUAGCGUCCUUGGCCAUUGUCAUUCCGGAAUGGGUGGGGGGUGAGAUCUUGAGAAGGUGUUCCCUAGCGUAGCGAAUAUACAACGUCGGUGCAU
Molecule: messenger RNA, 856 nt
Organism: Somion occarium
Lineage: Eukaryota; Fungi; Basidiomycota; Agaricomycetes; Polyporales; Cerrenaceae
Source: the annotation of a GenBank genome assembly